AUGGACGAAAUUAACAAACUCGAGUACCUCUCUCUAGUCUCAAAAAUCACUAGUGAGUUGUUAAACCACACUGGGUUCAAUGAUAAAACAUUAGCCGAGUUUGUAAUCAAUCUUCACGAAGAAAACAGCUCGUUGCCAGAUUUCAAAAAAGCACUAUGUGAUGCUGGCGCCGAGUUUCCAGAAUCGUUUAUUCAGACACUUGACCGUCUAAUCCGUAAAAUGCAUCCAAAAUACAAAAAAGGUAAAGGAAAAAGCAAGGAAACUGACAACAAUGAGGAUAGUUAUAGAUAUGAUCCUGACCAGAAGGCGGCUUUGUUUCCGGGGCUAGCAUUACCUGAUGAUCAUGAUUGGAAAAGAAAACAAGAAGAUCUCAAGGCAAAAGAUGCACAGAUACAAAACUUACUUGAUACGAAAAAAAAGGAAGCGAUAAGCGGACGCAGUUCUAGAAAUAGUAACCUCUAUAAUGUAAGUGGUAGUAGUAGUAGCAACUCACGUAAACGAAAAAAUAGUCGAAGUAGAAGUCGAAGUCCUAUUAUAUCUACAGCCCCUACUACUGUUCCUACUACAUCUAGUAGAGGCCGAUCUCCUAUACCAAAACGUAGAAGAUCACCAUCUUUAGGAAAACCGCCAAUUGCCGAUGAUGACGACAAGAAAGCACCCAGCAGUCUUAAUCGUCUUUCGUCUCCGGAACGAUGGGAAAUUAAACAACUUAUCGCUUCGGGUGUAUUCAAAGCCUCAGAUUAUCCUAAUAUUGAUGAAGAGCAUGGAUUCAUAGAAAGUAUGGAAACGGAAGAAGAACUUGAUAUUGAGAUUCGAGAAGAAGAACCACCGUUUUUGAGAGGACAGACGAAACAUACAAUGCAGUUGAGCCCUAUUAAAGUUGUUAAAGCUCCUGAUGGUACGUUAAAUCGAGCGGCUAUGGCUGGUGCUUCAUUGGCUAAGGAGCGAAGAGAAUUAAGGCAGCAACAAGCAAAUGCUGAAUUGGAUUCUGUUCCCAAAGAUUUAAAUCUACCUUGGCUUGAUCCUAUGCAUGAUCCCGGCGAACGACAUUUUGCUCAGGAUCUAAGAGGAGUUGCUGCUGGUCGUAAAGCAGGCGAAGUACCCGAAUGGAAGAGAGAAACCUUUAAUAAAGCUACAAGUUUUGGGAAGAUAACAAAUUUGACUAUACGAGAACAAAAAGAAAGUCUACCAAUUUUCAAAUUUAGAGAAAAACUGAUACGUGCAGUGAGAGAGAAUCAACAACUGAUUCUUAUUGGUGACACUGGUUCUGGUAAGACCACGCAAUUGACCCAAUAUCUCGCUGAGGAAGGGUUCGCUGAUCGUGGCAAAAUUGGGUGCACUCAACCUCGUCGUGUUGCCGCAAUGUCAGUAGCAAAACGUGUUGCGGAAGAAGUGGGUUGUCGUCUUGGUUCAGAAGUUGGAUAUACAAUCCGUUUCGAAGAUUGUACUAGUCCCGAAACUAAAAUCAAGUAUAUGACGGACGGUAUGCUUCUUCGUGAAUGCUUGAUCGAUAACACGCUUUCUCAGUAUUCGCUUAUUAUUCUUGAUGAAGCUCACGAAAGAACAAUACAUACGGAUGUACUUUUUGGGUUGCUAAAAAAAACUUUGAAAAAACGACCAGAUUUCCGAGUAAUUGUCACUUCGGCAACUCUCGACGCUGAAAAGUUUUCUGCAUACUUUUUCGAUUGUCCAAUCUUUACGAUCCCAGGUCGGCCACAUCCUGUCGAAGUACUUUACACCAAAGAACCAGAAUCUGAUUAUCUGGAUGCAGCACUAAUAGUAGUCAUGCAGAUACAUCUUUCUGAACCGCCGGGUGAUAUUCUAUUGUUUCUUACCGGUCAAGAAGAAAUUGAUACUGCGGCCGAAAUUCUGUAUGAGCGUAUGAAAGCUCUAGGUCCGCAAGUACCCGAUCUUAUUAUAUUGCCGGUAUAUUCUGCGUUGCCAAGUGAAAUGCAAUCACGUAUUUUUGAGCCAGCGCCGCCGGGUAGUCGUAAAGUUGUCAUUGCGACUAAUAUUGCUGAAACUUCUAUAACAAUUGAUGGAAUUUAUUAUGUGGUGGAUCCUGGAUUUGUCAAACAAAAUGCAUAUGAUGCCAAAGUUGGUAUGGACUCGUUGAUCGUGACGCCUAUUUCUCAAGCUCAAGCUCGUCAACGUGCAGGCCGUGCAGGACGUACUGGACCUGGAAAAUGUUAUCGAUUGUAUACAGAAGCUGCAUAUCGUAAUGAAAUGCUUCCAAAUCCGGUGCCUGAAAUACAACGAACAAAUUUAGCCAACAUUGUCUUAACACUCAAAGCAAUGGGAAUCAAUGAUCUACUGCACUUCGACUUCAUGGACCCGCCUCCGGUUCAAACACUACUAACAGCUCUCGAGCAGCUUUAUGCUCUUUCCGCGCUAGACGAUGAAGGUCUCUUGACAAAAUUAGGACGAAAGAUGGCUGAGUUCCCACUUGAGCCACCCCUCUCCAAAAUGUUAAUCGAGUCCGUAGAUCUGGGAUGUUCCGAAGAAAUAUUAACGAUUGUCGCCAUGUUAUCAGUUCAAAAUGUCUUCUAUCGACCAAAGGAAAAACAAGCAGCCGCCGACCAAAAGAAAGCGAGAUUCCAUCAGCCAGAAG
Messenger RNA from Ambispora leptoticha, 2611 nucleotides. Lineage: Eukaryota; Fungi; Glomeromycota; Glomeromycetes; Archaeosporales; Ambisporaceae. The record is from the annotation of a GenBank genome assembly.